UCAGCGAACUGUUAUGCAUUAUCUCGCUUCCUGUGUUAUUAAUGAAUGUAUUGGAGGUUUGACAUUUGAAUCACACACACAGCUUCUAUAUGACAUGGAGUAACAUACAUAAGGAAUAGUGAUUUUGUUUUAAUAAUAAAUAUAUUGGAAAUAUUUACUGUUUAUUUACAUAUCGUCUGCUCAAACGGUAGCGAUCUAAAUAUAAUCUGCUUUGUUUCGGUUGCAGCCGUGUCCCACAUUCGGACGUAUAUGUAAACAUUGUAUGAAGUAAGUUUAUAUAUUAGUUGAUAUAGUGGAGAAAAUACAAAAUUACGGGGCCUUCUUAUGAAACUAUGGGGGACUACAUGUCCCCUAAAAGGAGAGACGUUAUUGACAGGCUUCGUCGACGUUUUGAAGUGUACAGACGUCGACAGAACGGGUUCCAGCAACGUUAUGAUUUCGGACAGAGGUCUAUUUAUGAGCAAGAAAGGCAGCAUGCCCUGGUAUUACGUCAAAAAUGGCUUGAAAGUAAAGCAAAAAAGGCUUCAAAGAGCAAAUCAAAGGCGGACAAUAGCGGUUCAGAUCACCGAAAUCAAAACGUAGCGAAACGUCUAAAGCAUAAGAUAGACAACAAUUCCUUGGAGAACACUAAUCAUCUUCAGAGUCAUCCAGAAAAUGUUUACCGCUUUGAAGACGAUGAUGGUCCUCCACCUGCUAAAACUCUUGCCACUUCCGCCAAUAACUCGUCAACAGAUGGCGGUAUUUCAUCCAGCGUCUCCGUGCAUAUAGUUCAUCAAAUAAACAGUGGAAAUUCGAAGCAAGAGCCAAAGAUCUCUACUAAUGUUACUGUGAACCAGACUAUUAAAUCCAAGACCGAGACUGAAACGGAUGUUCAAACUAAUGUAGAAUGCAAGCAAGAGCCUAGUGACGAAUCUAAAAUUCAGCCAAACUCUAGUGUUAAUAAUAACAAUAAUAACUCGGAUUUAGAUGAAUCGGAUCUGACGGAUAUAUUGAAUAGUUUUGAAAAAGACGAAGAUUUGCCUCAAGAUAUAAUAGAUGAAUUAAAUAAGUUUGAUGAAAUUUACCGACACGUUCAGGACACUGAAGAAAAUGUCAGUGGUUUGAAAUCAUCAGAUUCAAGUGGAAAUAUGUUUGCCUCAAAUAUGUAUGUUGACCCUAGUCAGGGGCAGGCACAGGUUCGAUCCCCACAGUACCGGGGAACUCAGUCACACACUGCUCAGCCUAUGACAGAAGGUGGUUUGGCUGCAGAAACUCUGAAACAAAUGGCAGCGCAGCAUCAACAGCAUCAUCCUGGUCAAGAACAGUUUGGUGUCAAGUCUGCAGUUGACCCUUUUAGUGAUUUAUCAGAAACUGGCAACUUUGCCAGGAAUGGAUACUCGCCGCAGGAUUAUUAUAGUGGUUCGUACCAAAAUCAGCCUAGUAUUGGUUAUCCGCAAGGUAAACAAUCAUUGCCAGCGUAUGGCCCUAAUACAAAUAAACAAUUAGCGCAUUAUGCUCAUAACACCCCAAGUUCUCAAGCGGACACAGGUCCCUCAUCUCUACAACAGCUUCAAAAUCAGGUUGCUCAUUUCAACCAAGGACCUCAAAUGGAAAUAACUCAAACACAACAUAUGCAGGUCUCGGAUGGUUCUCAUCGUAUGCAAAUGUCUCAGACACAGCAUGUUCAACUUCGCCAACCGUUCCCAAACAUUUCUCUCACCCAGCAACAAGGUUUCGCUGCAUCGCCGCCAAGUGCUGUUCCAAAUUCUUCUCAGUCUCAAACGUUUAUGCCAAGUGAUCAAAUGACAAUGCAACAGCAGCAGCAGCAACAGCAGCAGAUGAUGCAAAGUAAGAUGCACACGGAUCAAAGGCAGGCGCAGAUGCAGCAAUAUAUGAAUCGACCACCCCCAGAAUACAAGAUGCAGCACAGCAUGAAUGGAGGAAUUCCUUCAAAUAGCAUGGGACCAAAUCCGCUGCAGACAAUUCAAAACAUGGUGAAUCAAACAAAUACUCAUCAAAAUCAGGGUUAUUCUUCUGUGAAAAGUGAGGCUAGUGAGAUGCAAAAUGGCAUGCGGACUGCACAAAUGUCAGCCAUGCAACAACAACAAAUGGGGAUGCCCUUGUCUCAGACCCAACUGAACUACUCAAAUCAGUCAAUGCAGAGACAGGCGUCAUUUCCGGGUGCUCUGUCUCAUCAUAUGACUGGACGGCCACAAAGGCCGCCCAACGCCCCCACAUAUACUAGUGCAAUUAUGAGAAAUCAAAGACCUCCAAAUGUUAACAUUGGACCUGAUGGACUUAACAUCUCACAGCCUAUUGUUGGUAAUCCUCGGCAGCCACAAGAAUGGCCAAGAGGUAUGAACCCGAUGUCGGCACAUGCUGUACGGCACGGCGUGCCGACCACGUCUGCAGGAAUGAUGCAAUAUCGAUCUUUCUCGUCCGAUGGACAUUCGGCAACAGCUGCUCAAAUGCAGAUGCAUCAUCAAAGUCAGCGGACAAUGCAUAUGGACCCGAUGCAGUCACAGCAGGCGGCCAUGAUGCAAAGCAACGCGCAUGCGCAACAAAUGAUGAUGCAACAGCAACGAAUGCAAAUGACGCAACAAAUGGGACAAAGUACUAUCACUAGACAAACUCCACCUUACGGUAUGACGUCACAACAAGGGAGUAGUUUCCCUCAAUCAAGUACUUCUCAAGAGGAUAUUUUGAAUCUUUUAGACACUGCGCCGAAUCAGAACACUGAUUUCUAUGACGUUCCAACUUCCGGUGGCGCUUCGGAAGCGAACUGGUAUGAUAUUGAAGAUAUUUUAGGAAAUCAAAAGUGAUUUCUUGAAAAAAGUAGACAUCAGUUGAUGAUUUUAAGUGUACACAUGUUACAUGUAAAGUGCUGUUUUUUAAAGUGUAGCUAAAUUAACGUGAAAUCUGGUGUUGGCAGAAGACAAAAAAGGAGCAGAAAUGAUUUUGUCUUCUGCUUUGUUGGAUUCAAACUGCCGAAUAGCAUUGCUAGACGUGGUUUUUCGUGCUGGGAGUCAUUAGAUGAAGAAUCAAUAUGUGCAUUCCAAUGAACAGAGAGCAAAUAAAUGGGUGUCUAGCUACUGAUGUUCUAAUGAAGAAAAUUCUUUUAUCUAUUUCUAAACAAACAAAAAAUAAAGAAGAAUUCUCCCAACUGCUUGUUAGAAGAGGGUUUUCGUGAGAUAUUCGAACUAUUAUUUAUGGAUAAUUACAAACGUUUCAACUUAAUGUUUGUUUUUUCUAGAUUUAAAAGAUUUGAUCUUAAGGUAGGAAUUAAAGUUGAUGGGAAAGACAGUUUUAAAGCAGCAUGCCUCCAGAUUGAUGUGACAUGUUUGUUUGUUUAUGAAAAUUUGAAAAGUUGCUCAACAUAAGAAGUAAACAAAUGAUUUUCAUAAACAAUUUUUGAAGUAUUUGAAUCAUACUAAAGUGAACAGAUAUUAAAAUGAUUUGAGCUAAGAUCUAAGGUUUUUUACUCCUGACAAAAUAUGCAUAUACAUUUAAAAUGCUAAAAAAAUAAUUCAUAAUAUAUGCAAUAAUAGUAAGCCCUGUAACAUGUAGAUGUGAUGAUACUUUUAUUUUAAUUCAGUCAUGCAUAUGUAUUAAAGGAAGUCCGCCUUGAGAAUGAAAUUUUACAUAGAUAAAUAGAAGAACUUAAAAGAGGAAAAAAUUGAAAAGAUAAUUAAGAAAUAUACUAAAGAUUAAAUUGAAAUUUAAUUGUUAGUCCUAUUUAAGUUGAAAGUGCCGAAAAACUUUUUUAUUUUUAGGUCAAUUUUGCAAAACUUAAAUGAGUAUUCAGGAAAAACAGAUUGAGUCAAGUGUUAUGACAUUUUGCACUAAAAUUAUUCUUUCAGACCUUUAUCAAAUCAAAUAUUUAAACAAAUUGUCCAAUUCUGUCAUGUCAAUAUAUUUCAGAAAUUUUAUAACUUCAAAAAAUGUUUUUCUUAAAAUGUUUGAGUUUUACAUAUAUGUAGAUAAUUUGUUCAUAAAUCUGGAGUUGUGCUGCUUUAAAAGUUAUUUUUGUACAAUUGUGAAGUCAGAAUGUUUAACUAUAGUAUCUUAAUAUCUAAUUACAUUUCUUAAGACAAUACAAAGAUUUGGUAAGACAAAUAAAAGUUGAUUAUACAAUGCAUAGGAGGACUUUUAAAGCGGGAUGCCUCCAGAUUCAUUAUUAUUUUUAUGAAAAUUUUGAAAAAUGUAUUUAAAAGUAACAUUGUGAGUUGAAUAAAGACAGUUAUACACACACUGCAAAGGACACUUACAAUCCACGUAAAUUACCAAAAAGGGGUCAACAUAAGCAAAAAUAGCCCUUACUGUGUUAGUCACGCGAUAAAUACUGCAAAGUCGGGUAUUAAUCGCACAUAAUGUGAUACUUAUUGAUUGAAUACAUU
Molecule: messenger RNA, 4376 nt
Organism: Ruditapes philippinarum (Manila clam)
Lineage: Eukaryota; Metazoa; Mollusca; Bivalvia; Venerida; Veneridae
Product: neurogenic protein mastermind-like
Exons: 2
Coding region: 333-2801 (822 amino acids)
Biological process (GO): positive regulation of transcription of Notch receptor target; Notch signaling pathway
Cellular component (GO): nucleoplasm; nuclear speck
Molecular function (GO): transcription coactivator activity
Source: RefSeq, a predicted model, not a curated record